This is a messenger RNA of Nycticebus coucang (slow loris), 10450 nucleotides long. It is a transcript of the gene TRPS1, whose product is annotated as transcriptional repressor GATA binding 1. The transcript has 7 exons. The coding region runs from base 1032 to 4916 and encodes 1294 amino acids. Gene Ontology annotation, cellular component: nucleus. Gene Ontology annotation, molecular function: zinc ion binding; RNA polymerase II transcription regulatory region sequence-specific DNA binding; DNA-binding transcription factor activity. The record is from RefSeq and is a predicted model, not a curated record. Gene Ontology annotation, biological process: regulation of transcription by RNA polymerase II. NCBI's taxonomy places the organism in Eukaryota, Metazoa, Chordata, Mammalia, Primates, Lorisidae.
AGGUAAAAGCACUUUUGGAGUUCUUCUGAUUGUUCACGACAGCAUCUCCGAGUGUCUGGGAAUCAUCGGUUUGACCGCCACGCACAGCCCCCACCUGCCCCCCAGUCCCUCAAGGUAGGUCCUGGUCUUCACCCCAUUAUUCCUCAAGCUUUCGGAUUUUUCCUCCUUUUCCAGCCCGCACGUUCACACAUGGGGGGUGGGGGCGGGAGGAGGGGGAGAGGCGGGGCGGGAAGGUAGCCUGGUCCCGGCUCCGCGCCGCUCUCAUUCGCGGCGCUCCGACUCGGGCGAAGUUCUCGCGCAGCCGACUCGCCGCGCCCGGGGCCGGUCCCGGCGGGCGGCGGCGGCGGGUGCCGGGAGCCGGGAGCCGGGCGGGGCGGCGGCGGCGGCGGCGGCGCGGGGACGCGCGCUGUCUCUUUAAGGGAGCUCGGUCUGGGGUGGCGCUUUCCUCCGCGAAGGCUCCUUUGAUAUUAAUAGUGUUGGUGUCUUGAAACUGACGUAAUGCGCGGAGACUGAGGUCCUGACAAGCGAUAACAUUUCUGAUAAAGACCCGAUCUCACUGCAAUCUCUUUUUUGGUGCUGCUCGUUUCUCCAGACCUCGGGUCCUCUCGAUCGCUCUCUCGCCUUCCUAUUUUUUUUUUUUAAACAAAAAACAACACCCCCCUCCCCUCUCCCACCCGGCACCGGGCACAUCCUUGUUCUAUUUCCUUUCUCUCUCUCUCUCUCUCUUUCUCUCUCUUUUUUAUAUAAAGGGGGGGAGGGACGGGAAAGGGGGGGAGGCAGGAAAGACCUUUUCUCUCCCCCCCCCAAAUAAUCCAAGAUCAACUCUGCAAACAACAGAAGACGGUUCAUGGCUCUGGCCGCCGCGCCACCAUCUUUCGGGCUGCCGAGGGUGCUCCUGACGAUUAAUCAACAGAUGUGCAGAUCAGCUCUCAAAAUGUCUUCUGUCUUCUGAGCGUCUUCUAAGACGAUUGCAUUAGCCUCCUGCUAGUUGAUAAUAGAAUUAAUAAUUGUAAAAAGCACUCUAAAGCCACAUGCCUUAUGAAGUCAGUGCUGGGUAUGAUUUUACAAAUAUGGUCCGGAAAAAGAACCCCCCUCUGAGAAACAUUGCUAGUGAAGGCGAGGGCCAGACCCUGGAGCCUAGAGGUACAGAGAGCAAGGUGUCUGGAAAGAACAAAGAAUUUUCUGCAGAUCAGAUGUCAGAAAAUACAGAUCAGAGUGAUGCUGCAGAAAUAAAUAAUAAAGAAGAACAUAGCUUGCAUGUUCAAGAUCCGUCUUCUAGCAGUAAGAAGGACUUAAAAAGUUCAGUCCUCAGUGAGAAGGCUGGCUUCAAUUAUGAAAGCCCCAGUAAGGGAGGAAACCUUCCCCCCUAUCCGCAUGAUGAGGUGACAGACAGAAAUAUGUUGGCUUUCUCAUCUCUAGGGGCUGGGGGAGUCUGCGAGCCCUUGAAGUCUCCUCAAAGAGCAGAGGCAGAUGACCCUCAAGAUAUGGCCUGUACCCCAUCAGGGGACUCACUGGAGACAAAGGAAGAUCAGAAGAUGUCACCAAAGGCUACUGAGGAAACAGGGCAAGUGCAGAGUGGUCAAGUCAAUUGUCAAGGUUUGAGCCCAGUUUCAGUGGCCUCAAAAAACCCACAAGUGCCUUCAGAUGGGGGUGUAAGAAUGAAUAAAUCCAAAACUGAUUUACUGGUGAACGACAACCCAGACCCAGCACCUCUGUCUCCAGAGCUUCAGGACUUUAAAUGCAAUAUCUGUGGAUAUGGUUACUAUGGCAACGACCCCACAGAUCUGAUUAAGCACUUCCGAAAGUAUCACUUAGGACUGCAUAACCGCACCAGGCAGGAUGCUGAGCUGGACAGCAAAAUCCUGGCCCUUCAUAACAUGGUGCAGUUCAGCCAUUCCAAAGACUUCCAGAAGGUCAACCGCUCUGUGCUUUCUGGCGUGCUGCAGGACAUCAAUUCUUCACGGCCUGUUUUACUAAAUGGGACCUAUGAUGUGCAGGUCACUUCAGGUGGAACGUUCAUUGGCAUUGGACGGAAAACACCAGAUUGCCAAGGGAACACCAAGUAUUUCCGCUGUAAAUUCUGCAAUUUCACUUAUAUGGGCAACUCAUCAACUGAGCUAGAACAACAUUUUCUUCAGACUCACCCAAACAAAAUAAAAGCUUCUGUCCCCUCCUCCGAGGGUGCCAAACCUACAGAGAAAAACUCUAACAAAUCCAUCCCUGCACUUCGAUCCAGCGAUUCUGGAGACUUGGGAAAAUGGCAGGAUAAGAUAACUGUCAAGGCAGGCGAUGACACUCCUGUUGGCUAUUCAGUGCCCAUCAAGCCCCUUGAUUCCUCGAGACCGAACGGAACAGAGGCCACCAGUUACUACUGGUGUAAGUUUUGCAGUUUCAGCUGUGAGUCAUCUAGCUCUCUUAAACUGCUAGAACAUUACGGCAAGCAGCACGGCGCAGUGCAGUCAGGUGGCCUUAAUCCAGAAUUGAACGAUAAGCUUUCCCGGGGCUCUGUCAUUAAUCAGAACGAUCUAGUCAAAAGUGCAGAAGGAGAGCCAAUGACUAAGGCAGAAAAAGGCUCGGGUGGGGGGAAGAAGAAGGACUUCUCCAGCAAGGGGGCAGAGGAUAAUAUGGUAACAAGCUAUAACUGUCAGUUCUGUGACUUUCGAUAUUCCAAAAGCCAUGGCCCCGAUGUAAUUGUGGUGGGGCCACUUCUCCGUCAUUACCAACAGCUCCAUAACAUUCACAAAUGUACCAUUAAACACUGUCCAUUCUGUCCCAGAGGCCUUUGCAGCCCAGAAAAGCACCUUGGAGAAAUUACUUAUCCGUUUGCUUGUAGAAAAAGUAAUUGUUCCCACUGUGCACUCUUGCUUCUGCACUUGUCUCCGGGGGCUACCGGCAGCUCGAGAGUCAAGCACCAGUGCCACCAGUGUCCGUUCACCACCCCUGAUGUGGAUGUGCUCCUCUUCCACUACGAGAGUGUGCAUGAGUCCCAAGCAUCUGAUGUCAAACAAGAAGCAAACCAUUUGCAAGGAUCGGAUGGGCAGCCCGCAGUCAAGGAGAGCAAAGAACACUCGUGUACCAAAUGUGAUUUUAUUACCCAAGUGGAAGAAGAGAUUUCCCGACACUACAGGAGAGCACACAGCUGCUACAAAUGCCGUCAGUGCAGUUUCACAGCUGCUGACACUCAGUCACUACUGGAGCACUUCAACACUGUCCACUGCCAGGAACAGGACAUCACUACAGCCAACGGCGAAGAGGACGGCCAUGCCGUGUCCACCAUCAAAGAGGAGCCCAAACUGGACCUCAAGGUCUACAGUCUGCUAAAUCCAGACUCUAAAAUGGUAGAGCCCGUUUCGGAGAGUGUGGUGAAGAGGGAGAAGCUGGAAGAGAAGGACGGCCUCAAAGAGAAAGUCUGGACUGAGAGUUCCAGCGACGAGCUUCGCGGCGUGACUUGGAGAGGGGCGGACAUCCUGCGGGGCAGCCCGUCGUACACUCCAGCAGGCCUGGGGCUGCUGACCCCUGUGUCUGGCUCCCAGGAGCAGACAAAGACCCUUCGGGAUAGCCCCAACGUGGAAGCGGCCCACCUGGCGCGGCCCAUUUUUGGCUUGGCUGUCGAGACCAAGGGAUUCCUGCAGGGGGCGCCCGCCGGCGGGGAGAAGUCCGGGGCCCUCGGCCAGCAGUUUCCUGCAGCGGGAGAGACCAAGGCCAAGGACGAAUCCCAGUCCCUGUUACGGAGGCGUAGAGGCUCCGGUGUUUUUUGUGCCAAUUGCCUGACCACAAAGACCUCUCUCUGGCGAAAGAAUGCAAAUGGCGGAUAUGUAUGCAACGCGUGUGGCCUCUACCAGAAGCUUCACUCGACUCCCAGGCCUUUAAACAUCAUUAAACAAAACAACGGUGAGCAGAUUAUUAGGAGAAGAACAAGAAAGCGCCUUAACCCAGAGGCACUUCAGGCUGAGCAGCUCAGCAAACAGCAGCGGGCAAGCAGCGAGGAGCAAGUCAAUGGCAGCCCGUUAGAGAGGAGGUCAGAAGAUCACUUAAGCGAAGGCCACCAGAGAGAAAUCCCGCUCCCCAGCCUAAGUAAAUAUGAAGCCCAGGGUUCAUUGACUAAAAGCCAUUCUGCUCAGCAGCCAGUCCUGGUCAGCCAAACAAUGGAUAUUCAUAAAAGGAUGCAACCUUUGCACAUUCAGAUAAAAAGUCCUCAGGAAAGUACUGGAGAUCCAGGAAAUAGUUCCUCCAUUUCCGAAGGGAAAGGAAGUUCUGAGAGAGGCAGUCCUAUAGAAAAGUACAUGAGACCCGCCAAGCACCCGAAUUACUCGCCACCAGGCAGCCCUAUCGAAAAGUACCAGUACCCGCUUUUUGGACUUCCCUUUGUACAUAAUGACUUCCAGAGUGAAGCUGAUUGGCUGCGGUUCUGGAGUAAAUAUAAGCUCUCCGUUCCUGGGAAUCCGCACUACUUGAGUCACGUGCCUGGCCUACCAAAUCCUUGCCAAAACUAUGUGCCUUAUCCCACUUUCAAUCUGCCUCCUCAUUUUUCAGCUGUUGGAUCAGACAAUGACAUUCCUCUAGAUUUGGCGAUCAAGCAUUCCAGACCUGGCCCAACUGCAAACGGUGCCUCCAAGGAGAAAACGAAGGCGCCACCAACUGUAAAAAAUGAAGGUCCCUUGAAUGUAGUAAAAACGGAGAAAGUUGAUAGAAGUACUCAAGAUGAACUUUCCACAAAAUGUGUGCACUGUGGCAUUGUCUUUCUGGAUGAAGUGAUGUACGCUUUGCAUAUGAGUUGCCAUGGUGACAGUGGACCUUUCCAGUGCAGCAUAUGCCAGCAUCUUUGCACGGACAAAUAUGACUUCACAACACAUAUCCAGAGGGGCCUGCAUAGGAACAGUGCACAAGUGGAAAAAAAUGGAAAAUCUAAAGAGUAAAACCUUAGCACUUAGCACAAUUACAUAGAAAUAGGUUUUCUUGAUGGGAAUUCAAUAGCUUGUAAUGUCUUAUGAAGACCUAUUAAAAAAUACUUCAUAGAGCCUGCCUUAACCAACAUGAAAGUCCCUUCUUUCAUUAUUCUUUCUUUUGAUGAGUAGGUUACCAAGAUUUAAAAGUGAGACAAAUGGUCAGUGAGAAAGAAUAGAAUAUGGUAAACAAUCAUUUUUUUUCUCUUUUAAAGUAAAGCCUAGUAAGUCAAAAUCAUCUUGGCUAAUGUGUACUGGGGAAAUCAUGCGUAACAGGUAAUCACCCAACAGUAAUUGCUAUGUUGGUUUAGAAUUUGAAAUGGUUUCCAUAUUAUGAUACUAGAACAGUAUUAGGCUGGCCAUUGGCCCAUGUCUUCAAAAAUCCAGAAAUUGUUGUCUAAAUUUGUAAGUAUCAUGAAAUUCCUAGACAAAUGAGGAGAAAUUGACUCUCCAAGGCAGUGAAAAGCAAUGAAGGAAAAAUAGCGCCUCACACAUCAGUCUCCUCUCAUUGACCAUGUUUCAGAUUUUACCGAGCAAUGCGAGCUGCGGUUCAGCUUGGUUAGAGAGCAGCAAGAAACGUGACCGAUGGUGGCGGGUUGUUUUUGGCCAGCCCUGCCUGUACAUACACAUGCACACCCUCUCUGAUAGUUUGUCCUUUAGAUGCUCAAAUACCCAAUAGUCCUUUGGUUUUUAGUUUAGGUUCAUUUGUCCAUAUAAAUCCACUUUUAAAACCAAUGUCCUUGAUGCUUACAUAGUGAUGUUAUUGUAGCCAGACAUUUCUUUCUUGUAUGUGAUGAAUCAGUUUGGAUAUUUGUGGGGUUGUUUUUUUUGUUGUAUUUUUUUUUCAUAAGCUUUCUUUUGUUCACUGAUCUCACUCGGCACAUUGUAAGUAAAGGAAUCCCCUCAGUUCAAAGGAAUAGAUGGAUACAAAUGUCAGACCAUGGGUUUAAUUUGUUUAGAACACAUGGUGUUUCUCCAUAAGGUAACCUGCUGUAUUUAUUUAUUUUCUUUUGGUUAAAUAUAAUUUCCAAACUUUGUGGUCAGGCAGCGUCUAAGGUUACGUUACCGCAGACUGACAGUUGGUAUGUGUACCAGUCAAUCCCUUCAUUAGAUGUAUACAGGUUUAGUUAAGUAGCAUUAAAUAGGAUUCUUAGAAGUAUGUCUUCAUAGUACUUUUAAUACUUAAGGCUUUGUAAAAACUAUCCAUGAAGGGAAAGCUCCUCAGCAUAACUGCUCAGGGAAAUAGGGCUAAAUAACUGAACAUUAAAUAAUUGGUUAAAGGUGCUGUUAGUCGAGCCUCAAUGCUUGCUACAAGGAUGUAUGUACAAGGACUGACUUUAAUAAUUUGCAUUAUAUUGUCCCAACCAGUAGUUUAUUUUUUGCCACGGAGAUGUAGAAGAUAUUACAAGCUACUGGAUGCACUGUCAGAUUAACUUAUUUCAUUAAAGAAGUUGGGAGAACAAAUAGGAAAAAAAAAACUUAUUUUUCUAGUAAAUAUUAAUGUAUUACAUUUCAAAUAAUGGUGCCUGACAUAUUGAAUAAUUAUUUUCUACAGUGUACGUAUGCAACAAAGAUAUUCCAUCAUGCAUUAGAGUCAGUUCUGGCUCUGCCUAGCUGUUUACAUUUGCAAAUGUAGCAAACAAGGUAAUGAAGCAACUAUUUCUAUUGCAGUAGACAUCUUUGUGUGUGUGUGUUUGUGUGUGUGUGCAUUAAAGUUGUAAACGGUAACAUGAAACAAAUGAAAGUUCUUGAUAUAAUGGUAUGGAAAACAAGAAGGAAAUGAAAAUAUUUUUAUGCCUACUUAGGAAAAAAAGGGUAGCACUAUUCAUUCCAAGUACUUUUUUUUUUUUAAUGUUUAAGCUCUUAACUCACAUUGUUAUGCUUAAGAUGAUAAACAUAUAUCCUCUUUUUAUUGCUUUGUCUAUGUUUCAGAUGAAACAUUUCAGAAAUUAUUUUGAUGAGUGUUGCCGGAGUCGGCAGCGCUGACGUUUUUAUUGCCUUCUGUAGCCGCGUUUGCACUCCAUUUUUACGUUCAUUCGCAGCGGCUUUGUCUUGUUCUGUUUUGUUGCAGUUUUGUUCCUUUUUCACAGUGCCUGGUCUCCGGGUCUUCCUUGCUUAAAGUUGGAUGGCAGGUAGAGUUAAACCAGUUCAUGACUGUUGUGGUGAAUGAAGUUAAAAAUGUCUUUCUGAUCUUGUGUUGUCAUUUUCAUUCUUGCAUUUUUGUUUGCAUAUUAUAAAAGAAAAGAGAGAGCGAGGGAUGGAAAACAGGACUAAGUCCUCCACAUCAGUUUCACUGUUAAAGGGCCCGAUACGAAUCUCCCCUGUCCCGUAGGUCUAAUAUUCACAUCAACUAAAAUGAAGAGGUGGAAUGAGGACGCCAUGACUUUUAAAUUAUGUGAUGUAAUUUAUCUCUUUUAGGAAUUUGGAUGGAUGCAUCUCAAAAUAUACAGCCAGAGUUGAAAGAAAAAACAAAGAGAGGAGAUUUCCCAAAUAACAAUAUUUAAUUUUCUUAAUAAAAAUAAUGAAAUGCACUAUGGCAGUCCCGUCAAGUAACAUUUUCUAUGUACACUGCUCAAAUCAGCAAAAAUACCAAAAUUUGGUUAACUUGGGCAAUAUUAACAUUUUGGACAAAACUACUCACUACGAAGUUUCUCCCGUGUGUCAAAAACAAAUGGAUUGUUUAUUUGGGGCAUGUAUGCCUUUGUUUUUUAUCAUGCAAUUGUUUCUUUUUCUGAGACAGACAUAGUAGUAAGGACUAGUGUUAGAAAAUACAUAUCACUAUUCUUGGAAUAUUUAUGGUCAGUCUACUUUUCAGUAGAAGAUGUUUGGUUAGUGUUGACAUGAUAAAUCUUAUUCCAUACUCCUUUAUUAUUGAUUAUUUUAUUUUCAUCUUUGCUUUCAUUAUUAUACAUAUUUUGGUGGAGAAGAGGUUGGGCUUUAAAAAAGAAGACAAAUUUAUCAUAACACUAAAAUACUUCGUAUUUUUGACUUACUAAAGCCUUUAUUCCAUCUCUCAAGACAUAUUACUGAAGAAAUUCCUUUGGGGGGGGUUUAAAUAUUUUGAAUCAUUUGUCUUAAAUUGUGGUUCUAAAUGAGCUAUUUACACACUUGCCCCUUUUCAUGAUGACUUUCACAAUUAUUAAGGAAUUUUCUUUCUUGGAAAGAACAUUUUCAUCCUCUGUGAUAAAAACUGUAUGCCAGCUAAAAUUGUAUACCAUUUGCAAAACUGAACGUCUUUUAAAAUUACUUCUCUAUAUUCUCAAUGAAGUUUGGGAUCAAAUUUUAAGCCAGGACAAGCUCGUGUGAUUUCACAUCUUCUUUUUCACUUUCUCUCAUCCUCACUUACCCUGUAUUCAUUCUGUUGUUUGGGAUAGAAAAUCAUAAAGAGCCAGUCCACCGCAGAAGUCUGUGGCUUGAGAGACACACUACAGGACUCUAAGUGUAAGAUGGAAGGAUAGAGCUCUGAACAUUUACUUCAUAGAUGGAGAGGAAAAGAGUGUGCCCAAUACUCUCUAUAUGACAUAGUGAGAUGUUUUGUUUUGUUUUAAAUCAUCUUUUAAGAUAGUGAUGUUUUGUUCUAAGCUUCUCUCGUUUAGUAAAGGUAGAUUGUAGAGAAGACAAGUAUGAGAGUCUUAAUAUUAAAGAGAAGGGAAUAAAAGUGAUUAUCUUUAAUAACUCUUUGUUGCAGCCUGUGGUAGCACAUUAUGUUUAUGAUUGCACAUGUGCACAUAAUCUAUUAUGAUCCAAUGCAAAUACAGCUCCAAAAAUAUUAAAUGUAUAUAUAUUUUAAAAUGCCUGAGGACGUACAUUUUUCUUAAUUCACUGAAGAGUUUCAGUAGUGCUGUUAAAAUAAUUAUUAGCCCUUGCUGCGUGGCCGCAAAACAUCACAAAGUGACCUGUCUGGAGACCUGUGAACUUCUUGCCUGUUUAAUUAAUGAAAUUAGCGCAUCUCUCGAUGGGGGAGUAUCUGCCACCCCAUGGAGUGGAUGAAAACGUGGAGCAAAGACGCUGGUGGUCUGGGUCUGUGCUGUACACCAGUCUUUUGCCUACAUUGAGAUGAGGCUCCCAAUUGCUAUCUUUGAAUCGAGGGCCAUGGUUAAAAAUGAAAAAAAGAAAACUCAAGUCAUCUUUGGUGAGCCAGUAGGUGAAAAUGUGCUGACUGUACUAGACACAGGAGACAACUGAGGGGCUCAAAUGCAACCUGAGCAUGGAACUCCAUAUGCUGACCAAAGGUAGGUGCUGUCAGGCAACUGCAAAUGAGAAGAGCAUAGAAAGGCACCAUCAGGACUUUGGAGGGCAGUGUUACUUUCCCAAAGAAAGACUCGGCCCCGGGUAGAGGCAUGGCUUCUUGGCAGAGCCCUUCCUUUUGGUUUUUCAUUGCCAUUUCAUAGACAGUGAACUCAUGUUCCUGUUUGCAGUGCGGUUGUUUAGAAAGCAUACCACUUGAUUGCAGUAACUGGAACCUCUGGAAGAUGCUAGGGCAGAAGUGAAUCAAGUUAGGGUUGAAGAAAAUGUGAACUUCUACAGUAAUCCACACAUCGAAACUGGAUAUCUUAUGCUCACAUGUUAUCCUCUUAAAUGGAAGGGUGGGGCUGGAAGGUUCACUCUGCCCUACACCACAAAAAACUAAGAGUAACUUUACCAUAGAAAUAAUGUUAGCCUUCAUUAGAGGAAAUGGUCCUUCAAGACCUAAAAGUCCCAAAUCUCAAUCCUGGUUUUACCCUUGACUUUUCAAUAUAUGAACUGCAGCAAAUCACUUUUUCUUUUCCUUUUUUGUGCCUCAGGUUCCUCAGCUGUAAAGUGGGAAAAAAUAUAAUAAUAAUUAAUAAUAAUAAUAAUAGUAAUGGAAAUGUAGUACUUAUUUGUAAAGCACUUUGAGCUCCUUGGUUGAAAGGCACUAUGAGAGUGUCAAGUAUUAUGAUGUGGCCAAGAGGGUUAUUUAAACUCAGUUCCCACGGGCCAGGAAAGGUUGGAAUCAUGUUUGUUAAAGAUGAGCUGUAAAUAUCUUAACUAGGCAACCUACACUGUUGACUACGAAGAGGAAAACUGUUCUAAGGCCGAUAAAAGCAUAGAUUCUUAAUGGCUACCAACGAGGCAAAUAUCUCUAUAACAAAUGCCAAAUUCCUUAGGGUGAACUAUUGGACAACAUGAAUAAUGUGGGGGGAGGGACAGGGAUGGGAAACAUCUCAAAAUGCCAAUGUACAAUGAACUUACAGCAAUAUUCACCAGCAGAGAAAUGUCUUUCAUAUGGAAUGAUUUCAUGUUGCUAAGAAAAAGAAAUUCAAUUUGUAGUCCUGAUUUGAAUAUUAGAAUGUUGGCUAUAAUAGUUCUGUUCUUACAACACAUGAAGUUUUUUCGUUUUAUUUUAUUUUUUUGUUUGUUUUCAUAGUGCAUGUUCAUUUCUACUCACAAACAUGUUCUUGGUGUAUUUCUUAUGCAAACAAUCUUCAGGCAGCAAAGAUGUCUGUUACAUCUAAACUUGAAUAAUAAAGUUUUACCACCAGUUA